This is a messenger RNA of Chenopodium quinoa (quinoa), 1488 nucleotides long. RefSeq names its product 50S ribosomal protein L25-like. Bases 219 to 1004 code for a protein of 261 amino acids. The transcript has 3 exons. Gene Ontology annotation, biological process: translation. The record is from RefSeq and is a predicted model, not a curated record. Lineage: Eukaryota; Viridiplantae; Streptophyta; Magnoliopsida; Caryophyllales; Amaranthaceae. Gene Ontology annotation, cellular component: ribosome; cytosolic large ribosomal subunit. Gene Ontology annotation, molecular function: structural constituent of ribosome; 5S rRNA binding.
AAAAUUAAGCUGGAGAGAAGAGGCGUGAAGUACGUGCCCGAACCAAAUGGCCAAUUUGUCCAAGUAAUCUAACCUUCCUUCCACUUUUGGGCAACACAUACAGCCCAAAACCAAAAACAAUCUCCACCAUUUCCAAACACACCAAAACCCAAAACCCUCAAAAAAAACCCCUCAAACUCACGCUCACACAAACACACACUUUCUCUCUCCUCAAAAAAAUGCUUCUCCACCGCCCACUCCUCGGCAAAACCCACCUCCUCCUCAACCUCCACCACCAUCUCCGCCACUUCAGCCACUUUUCCGCCGCCUUGGUCCUCCCUUACGACCCGGAAACCACCCUCUCUUACUUUCCCGGGUUCCCCAAACCCGACCCGUCUGAGACCAUCAUCGGCAUCCCAAGGUCCGAAUCCGGGAAGAAAAUCUGUGCCCAUGAAAGGAAAUCGGGUCGGAUUCCAAGUAUUUUGUUUGAGCAGAAAGAUGGGCAACAUGGUGGUAAUAAGAGGUUGAUUUCUGUUCAAACUAAACAGAUCAAAAAACUUGUUACUCAAAUGGGUCGAUCUUUCUUUUUGUCUAGACUUUUUGAUCUUCAAGUUAAGCCUGAUUUUGAUUCUGAUGAUGUUGUUGAGCAUGUUCGUGUUCUUCCCAGGAAGCUCCACAUGCAUGCAGCCACUGAAGCUAUUCUUAAUGUUACUUUUAUUAGAGCUCCUCCUGAUGCCUUACUAAAGGUUGAGGUUCCCCUUGUAUUUAGAGGAGAAGAUGUAUCGCCUGGAUUAAGAAAAGGGUCAUAUCUGAAUAUCAUUAAAAAGAGUGUUAAAUAUCUUUGUCCUGCCGACAUAAUUCCUCCGUAUAUUGAUGUGGAUUUAAGUGAGAUGGAUGCUGGUGAAAAGAUGGUAAUGGGGGACCUUAAUGUUCAUCCAGCACUUAAGCUGCUUCAGUCAAAAGAUGAGCCAAUUGUUAAGAUAAUGGGUGCUAGAGUUUCUGAACUAAAGAAAGCCGCCAAGUAGAAAUUGAUGCGUGUUAUCAAAUACAAGAAACGUGAAGCUUCAAGAUGUGAUUUUUUGCAUCAGUAUUGGUUUAUGUGGUGGAACACUGGAAACCAUAACCUAUGAUCUUGGUAAGGAUUUUUUUGUCCCACAUCAUGCCUAUAUGACCCUUAACAAUGGCAUAUGGUGGUUUUUAUUUCCUCAAAUUGGGGCACAUAGGAUGAUAGAAGGUUUGAGUUGUAAUAGACUUUUCACUUUGGUCAGUUUUUAGGCACAAAUCAUGGCAAUUUCUCAGAUUUUGGUCGAGUUAGGAUUCCUGCUUGAAGAUUAUCUUUCAUAUGUACAAUUAUAUCUGAAUAAUAUUAUGCAUGGUUUCUGUAAUAUCUGAAUCUAAUAUGCAUAAUAAAUCUCUGUAAAAAAAAAAAAAAAAAAAAAAAAAAAAGCUUGGAUUGAUGAAUUAUCAACUAACCUAUGAAAUUUUCAGGCCAAUAUUGGCUUUUCAUCU